Messenger RNA from Clonostachys rhizophaga, 966 nucleotides. Lineage: Eukaryota; Fungi; Ascomycota; Sordariomycetes; Hypocreales; Bionectriaceae. The record is from the annotation of a GenBank genome assembly.
AUGGUUGGAAUUAAGCAACUCUCUCUAGGGGCAACCCUUCUACUCAGCCUCGCUCAGAAUGCUGUCUGUGACACAACUGUGGAGGAGCGAGAUCUCGAAAUUCGCAAGGGGGGUGGCGGUGCAGGCCCUCGUGGCAGCCACGCCGGGCACGGUUCAGGAACAACUAGCAAUGGCUUCGCUGGCUACCAACCUUCGGCUCCUAGACCGUCUAGCAGUGGUAAGGGCAAGCGAAGCCUUGAGCUCCGCAAGGGAGGCGGCGGCGCCGGACCUCGAGGCAGCCAUGCUGGGCACGGUUCCGGAACCACUAGUAAUGGCUUCGCCGGUUAUCAACCUUCUGCUCCUAGACCCUCGAGCAGCGGCAAGGGCAAGCGAAGUCUUCAGAUCCGUAAAGGAGGUGGUGGUGCAGGACCUCGCGGUAGCCAUGCUGGGCAUGGUUCGGGAACCACCAGCAAUGGCUUCGCCGGUUACCAACCCUCAGCUCCUAGACCCUCUAGCAGCGGUAAGGGCAAGCGCAGCCUUGAGAUUCGUAAAGGAGGUGGUGGUGCUGGGCCUCGCGGUAGCCAUGCUGGGCAUGGUUCCGGAACCACCAGCAAUGGCUUUUCUGGCUAUCAGCCUUCUGCUCCUAGACCCCCUAGCAGUGGUAAAGGCAAGCGAAGCCUUGAGCCCCGCAAGGGAGGCGGUGGCGCCGGACCUCGUGGCAGUAAGGGCGGACAUGCCUCUGGGACAACAAGCAAUGGUUUUGCUGGUUACCAACCUUCUCCCGCAAGACCCUCUAGCAGUGGCAAAGGCAAACGCAGUCUCGAAAUUCGUAAGGGAGGUGGCGGUGCAGGCCCUCGUGGCAGCCACGCAGGGCACGGUUCUGGGACUACGAGCAACGGCUUUUCUGGAUACCAACCUUCUGCUCCUAGGCCCCCGAGCAGUGGCAAGGGCAAGCGAGGCUUCAACUAUGAGGAGGAAGUUUAUUAG